CCGUCGUCGAUGAGACGGUCGUCGCGCGACGUAACCUCAGUCUCUUGGCUUACGUGGAAACGCGCCUGUUGGGCGACACGAGCAAAAUCGAGCUAGCGAUAGUCUCAGGAUAAUAUUAGGCAGAUCGACGACACACAACUGCGCGAGGGAAGCGCGAUCGCUGUUCUCCCCUUUUUCUCUCUUUCGCCGCGGUUACGUACGCGCGUACUCGUCUCGCGUGUGCGUGCGUGCGUGCGUCGGGUGAGGUGGCAGCGAGCACGCGAAAUCACACUAGACCGCGCACGGACAUCCGCCGAACGGACGGACCGACGGAUGCACGUACGUACGAUACGCGCGCGAGGAGCGAUACAGAGCUGUCGUAUUGAUACGGCUUAUUGUCGAAGGAAGAGCGAGCGAGCGAGAUAGAAAGUUAGAGAGGGACGGUAAGAGAGAGAGACGCGGGGACGAGCGUUUUACCGUGAGUAGAAGAGAGAGGAAGCGCGUCACACGGUUCUCUCUCGCGGAGAAAGGAACCUCUCCAUUGAACCUCCCCACGCCUCCCCUCCGACGCACAAGGUGUCGAAGGCACGUCGCCGCGCGAUUCGACCGAAUUUCGCAGCCUAUAAGUGCGUGCGGGACGAACCGUGGGAGCGAGAGAGAGGAAGAGGGAAGCGCAACGCAUAGGAGGAUACACACCGACGUAGUCGAGAGCGAGGGAGAAGGACGCCGGAGGAAACCCGACGCCUGCGCGCGAGCGACAGAGACGGAGAGGUCGCCGAUCGAGUGGGAGAGAUACGAACGCUGAAGGAGCGAGCGAGCGAGACAAAGAGAGAGAGAGAGAGAGAAUAGAGAUUAGCGACGGAGCGAGAUAAACGGAUAGAGACUCUGCGGAGAAAGCGUGACAGACCUAUCCCUCGGCGAGCAUAAAGGAGAAGGGGAUAGAGAGACGGGAUACUGGCGAGUGCAUGAAAGAGACAGAUACGAGCGACGUGGUGGGAGCGAGGCGCAGUCACGAGGGGGAUAGAGGCACAACCCGAGCGGUGCUGCCGCCUAUUGGCAACGUCGCGUCGGCUCCCCACCCGGGCCCAGUGUCGAGCAGUGUCGAACGAGGUACGAGAACGAGUCCUUACAGUGCGAUUUCGCUCGGGCACGACGUCGUCGUCGUCGUCGCGCAGUGCCGAGGACGUUCAUGAUACUCGUACACGCAAGUACGUGACGUGCGCGUCCGUCCGUCGUACUGUCAGUACGCGUGACCGAGAGAGGAAGGAACAGUGAGCGUCCCGCGCGAGUGUCUUGAUAUUCUACUGCCAAUUUCGCCCUAUCAAGUCUCGUCGUCGCACGUACACACGUCUCUCGGGGAGCACUGUCUGUCUGUCGGUGUCUCUCUCUCUCUCUCUCCCUCGCACCGUUGCGCCCAGGAAUAUCGAAGGUAUCAACAGUGUCAUUAUCGUCAUCGUUCUCGUCGCGAACGUCGUCGUACGGUCUCGCACGAGCCGUAGCCGUCAUCGAUUUCCCACGCGCCGCGCUUACUCGCGCCGCGCUUGGUGAGGGAAUCGCGCGGAGGGUGAAGCAUAGUAGGAUUCCUCGGCGCGCGGAGCAGGCGGCGAGGGAGACACGGCAACGCCGCUCGUGGCAGCGGUGGUGGCGGCUGCGGCGGCGGUGGUAACAGCAGCGGCGGCGGUAGCAACGGGAACGACGGACGACGCGGCGCUUUACGGAGCAGCGGCAGCAGGCGGCGCUAGUGCUGCGCCCCGACGGCCGUCGAUCGAAGCCCGCGUUAUCGCAAUGGCUUCCGUGAAAGACACAGCGACUUUCUUCGCGGAGGGUACCGCGGCGCAAUUCGAACACGUUUUGAAACUUUACCCGCAAGCCCUGCGCCUGAAAGCCGAUCGGAAGACGAAAAAACCCGAGGAGCUGAUCAAGCUGGACAAUUGGUACCAGAAUGAGCUUCCGAAGAAGAUCAAGUCGCGCGGCAAGGACGCGCAUCUCAAUCACGAGGAGCUGGUGCAGACGAUGAAAUGGAAACAAAUACGCGGAAAGUUCUACCCGCAGCUGUCGUACUUGGUGAAGGUGAACACACCGCGUGCCGUAAUGGCGGAGACGAAGAAAGCGUUCAAGAAGCUUCCGAAUCUCGAACAGGCGAUUACGGCACUCUCGAACCUGAAGGGUGUCGGUACCACGAUGGCGUCCGCCUUGCUCGCCGCGGCGUCGCCGGAGAACGCGCCCUUCAUGGCGGACGAGUGCCUGAUGGCGAUACCGGAGAUUGAGGGUAUCGAUUACACUACUAAGGAAUACCUCAACUUCGUUCAGCACAUUCAGAACACCGUCGAGAGGCUGAACAAACAAGCGUCAAACGGUAAAACAUGGAGCCCACACAGAGUCGAGCUGGCGCUAUGGACGCACUACGUGGCAUCAGAGCUCAAGCCAGAAUUGUUAGAUGGCAUCCCGGGCUCGACGGAGAACGGCAACUCGCACAGCGCCAGCAACGGCGAGGCGACGGAGCCGUCGGACGAUAGCAAUCAGGAAGCGAUGGCGAACGGCAAGGAAACGCCGGCCGCGGUCGCGGGCAUGCUCGAUCCGGCAGCGAUCGACGAAAAUAGCACCACGACAUCCUUUACCGAGGACUCGAUGGACAAGCCGGCGACACCGAUUACCGCCGGCGACGCUGUGGUCGCCAGCGAGGAUACCAACGACUCCCUAAUUACCAACGAUGACGACAGCAACAACACGCCGCGGCCGACCGACAGUGAAGAUACCGAGGAGGACUCGCAGGACGCGCAGGAGCCUCCCACUAAGAAGAGCAAGAAGUGACCCGAUCGGCUCGCAACGAGCACUAAUAGCGUCAGCACUUUUGUGCCCGCCCGAAGUCUGUCGAUCAUCGCGGCGCGUCGUCGAUUUUGAAUCUGGACGGACGUACGUACGGACAGACGGACGAACGAACGGACAAAAACGGACGGAUGAACGGAACGCGGAGGCACCGACGGAGGAACGAACAAACGAACGGACCGACGGACGGACGGAUGAGUCAACGAGUGAAUGGACAAAUGAAUGGAUGAGAACGAACGAGAGGCGUGUGUAGGCAUACGUGCGAACGGAUGGAUGGCUGGAUAGUUGAACGAAUGGAUGGACGGACGAGUGGAUGAAUAGAAUAGCUGGCUGGCUGGCUCCGUUGGCUGGUUGAGCAGAUGAGAGAGAGAGAGAGAAUAUAAAUGAAUGAUCCGACGGACGGACGGAAGGACAAAGACGGAUGAAUGGAUGGAUGGUUGAGUAAUUGGAUAGACGGAUGGACAGAUGGAAGGAGGGAUGGAUGGUCGGGCGGAUAGGUGGUGGAUGAAUGGAUGGAUGGUUGAGUAAUUGGAUGGAUGGAUCACAAUCGCGCGAUGCUUAGACCGGAGCCCGGGCGCUCGCUUCAUCCUCGGCUCUUGUGAGGACGAGAAGAAAGGGAGCAUUAGAAACUCUAAUUCUCUCUCUCCCCUCCCCUCUCUCUCUUUCUCUGCCCCCUUCUCUCCUUCCUCGAAUCCUCCCUAUCCAUCUCUCUCUCUCUCUCUCUCUCUCUCUCUCUUUCUCUCUCUUUCUCCCUCUCUCUCUCGUCACGAUUAUGUCUCGCUUCUUUUUACGCUCCCAUCGUCCCGCUAACAACUUUUAUUGAGUGACGGAUCGACGGAUCCUGCAUUUCGUCGUCGUCAUCGUAGGCGAUCAUAGAUGUAAAUGCAAUAUAACGACACAGCCCGAUUCUCGUUGAUGUUAUUGCUCGGAUAAUUUCGCGCGCGUCGUCACACACUCGCACCGUCGAAGCCCCCCGAGUUUUGCACUACCUUGAUUUAUGGAUCUCUCUUGUAUAUACAAAGUAUAUAUCGGAUGAACGGACGAGGAAACGUGGAAGUAGAAGCCAACAAUAAUGUUAGAAAUAAAGAGACUCUUUCACGAACGGUAGUGAUGAAACACCUCUGCACAUCCCCGGAACUUCACGAAUCAAUGGAUCUGUUUCUCUUUAUUUCUUCGAUCAAUAAUAACACACUUGGGGACAGUGCGUAGUCCGAUGUAGUUGCCGGGACACUUGACACCUCGAGUCUCGGCUCGCACGAAUCGAAGGAGCCGAAGAGAGCUAGCGAUCUACUCUCGGAUAUGCGUUCGCGUAGAUUCGC
Messenger RNA from Dinoponera quadriceps, 4124 nucleotides. RefSeq lists its product as uncharacterized. Lineage: Eukaryota; Metazoa; Arthropoda; Insecta; Hymenoptera; Formicidae. Bases 1765 to 2790 code for a protein of 341 amino acids. The transcript has 4 exons. The record is from RefSeq and is a predicted model, not a curated record.